Messenger RNA from Acanthosepion pharaonis, 927 nucleotides. NCBI's taxonomy places the organism in Eukaryota, Metazoa, Mollusca, Cephalopoda, Sepiida, Sepiidae. The record is from the annotation of a GenBank genome assembly.
AUGCUUUCUUUAAAGGAUUUCCAAUAUGUCUUUAUUAUUUUUCUUCUUCUUUUCAACCUCAUCAUCUUUUCUUAUUUCUUUCUGAGAUCUCUUACCUUUUCCUUUUUCUUUCAUUUUUUUUUCUUUUCCUCUUUUCUUUCUCUUACCUUCCUUUUCUCUAUUCUUAGUGUUUUCAUUGCAUUUCUGUUUUCUUUUCUUUCAUUUCUUUUAUUGAUAUCAAUUUUCUCUUUCACAAUUCUAAGGAUAUUUCUUCUUUUUUUUCUUGUGUCAUUCCUGAUUUCUUUCGUUUUUUUUUUCAUUUUUUAUUUCUUCAUUCACUUUCUUUCUUACUUCUUCAUUUUCAAUCUUUCUAUUUUCUUAUUCAUUUUGUAUUUAUCUUUUUUCCUUUCUCUUUCUUUUUUCUUUUCUCCCGUUUUUCAUUUUUGCUUUCCAUCUUCCUCUUUUGUCUUUCCUUUAUUUACUCUUUUGUUCCCAUCCUAUUAUCACAUCCACUUGUCAUUUCUCAUGUUCUUUUUAACUUCUCACACUUCUCACUGUUUUCCUUUUUUAUUUUUCUUACAUUUAUAUUUGUUUUUCAUCUUCUUUUUUAUAUUUUCUUUCUUCACACAUUUUCUUAUUCUUAUUUGUUUUCUCUAUAAUUCUAUCUUCCUUUUUUUCUUUUUCUUUUCACUCAACAUUACCUUAUUUCUUUCUUUUUUUCAUUUCUCAUAUUUUUACGUUCUCAUUCUUCUUAAUUUGAUUUAUUUUUUUACCCUUUUAACCAUUUCAUUUUUUUCUUCUGAUCUGUUUUUCUUUCUUGCUUUCUUUCUUUCCACUUCCUAUUUCUUUCUUUUUUUUCAAUAUCACCUUAUUGAUUUUUUCUUUCCCUUUUUUUCUCCAUUGCCUUUGAAUUUUCCAAUUCUCACUUUCUAUUUAUCCUACGCUUAA